This is a messenger RNA of Chiloscyllium plagiosum (whitespotted bambooshark), 2076 nucleotides long. Its product is annotated as gap junction delta-2 protein-like. Gene Ontology annotation, biological process: cell-cell signaling. The record is from RefSeq and is a predicted model, not a curated record. Gene Ontology annotation, cellular component: connexin complex. NCBI's taxonomy places the organism in Eukaryota, Metazoa, Chordata, Chondrichthyes, Orectolobiformes, Hemiscylliidae. Gene Ontology annotation, molecular function: gap junction channel activity.
GUCAAGACACUUUGGCGAAAACUCACAAUGCACAAUGAGCGAAUUUAAACGAUUGGUUGUGAGAAACCUUCCCUGAGCUAUAUGAUGCCAGGGAUUGGAGUCCAUUUAAAGAUUAAAAAGGCAGGGUGAACGAAAAUGUCCUGUCAUGAUGGAAUGCCACUGAACCUGAUUAAAGAUCAACUUUGAUCAUAAUCUCAACAAACCAAGCGAGAGAGACGAUGAUACGGUUUAACAGAUAGGGCGGUCGCCUCAGCACCCAGGGCAUUCUGUCACUGCCCGUUUCCAUUAAACUGAGGACCAGAAUCUUAGAAGCAGAGCUCAGGAAGAAAAAGAAAAAAGGGGGAGAACUUUCAUUUAACUAUCCCCUCUCAUCCUGUGUCUUUACAAGUCCUCUCGGCCAUGGGUGAGUGGACAAUUUUGGAGAGGCUCCUGGAAGCUGCAGUCCAACAACACUCUACUAUGAUCGGAAGGAUCCUCCUCACAGUGGUGGUGAUCUUCCGAAUCCUAAUCGUUGCCAUUGUAGGGGAGACGGUCUAUGAAGAUGAGCAGGCCAUGUUCAUGUGCAACACUCUUCAGCCAGGCUGUAACCAGGCCUGUUAUGACAGAGCAUUCCCCAUCUCUCACAUCAGAUACUGGGUCUUCCAGAUCAUACUGGUGUGCACACCUAGCCUCUGUUUCAUCACGUACUCUGUGCACCAGUUGUCUAAGCAGAAGGAGAAACAUUUCUCCAUGCUCUGUCCACUUCUGGAUCGGGAUUCUGCCAGGGCAUCCAUGGAACAGAAGGAGGAUAAAAGGCCGAAAUGUAGUCUUGUCAAUGGGGCCCUAGGCCAGAGUCCUGAAGGACAUCCAAAGGCACUGGAUGCAGACUACAUAGAGGGCAAGAAGCUGUCUAAUUUCUCAGGUUGGAUCAGUAGCAAAAGCAUGAAGAUGAAACGUCAGGAGGGCAUCUCGAGAUUUUACAUUAUCCAGGUAGUCUUUAGGAAUGCCUUGGAGAUCGGCUUCUUGAUGGGACAAUACUUCCUCUAUGGGUUCAGCGUUCCUGCAAUCUUUGAGUGUGACCGGUAUCCAUGCGUUAAAGAGGUGGAAUGUUAUGUGUCCCGGCCAACAGAAAAGACAGUCUUCCUGGUCUUCAUGUUCGCCGUCAGUGGCAUCUGCGUGGCUCUGAACCUCGCGGAGCUCAACCACCUGGGCUGGAGGAAGAUCAAGGCGGCUGUCAGAGGGGUACAGGCCAAGAGGAGGUCUGCGUUUGAGGUUAGGAAGAAGGCCCUGCCGUAUUUCAGCAGCCAGGGGAGGACCCAAUCCAGUGAGUCUGCAUACGUCUGAGUGGCGUUUGUCCCUUUAAACCCAAAGCCAACUAAGUAUCUUGGAAGGAAUACCUCACCUUGGCAAAAAAUCUCUGUUUGGUUCAUGGCUGCGGUGUUUCUUUGUAAAAUGUGCCCUGUUAGUAAAGAAAUUUAAGUAGCUUGAAGGGACCUCACAUCUAAUGGAUCUCAGGAAGAAGGAAAACUGUUUAGGAUGCGCUUUUUAUGGCCACUCGAUCUCCGAAAUCACUUUACAGCCAAUGAUGUAUUUUUAUUGAAUCACAGUUGUAAUACAGGACGCAUAGCAACCAAUUUGCAUACAGAAAGCUCCCACAAACAACACUGUGACAACGGGUGAACAAUCCAGGCUCCUCUGUGGUAUUGACUGAGGGAUAAAUAUAUGCCUAGACCCCGGAGAGAACACGCCCACUCUUUGUGAAAGUGCCAUGGCAGCUUUUACAUCUACCUGAGUGGUCAGGUGGGAAUUCUAUUUAAAGUCUCAUCUAAAUGAUGGCACCUCUGAUAGUGCAGCACUCUCACAGUACCAGAUUAGGAGCAUAGGGGGUAGUGACAACUUCAAAUCAUUUUUUGGUGGAUUGCUAAGCUUUUGUUCUUGCCAUUGUAUGAGAAUUAGAACAGAAUAUCCUUUAUUGUCACUUGUACUCAAGUACAGGAGUACAAUGAAAAGUUUUACAAUGUCACCUCUUAUAGCGCCAUCCAUAAGUACCGAGGUACAAAUCUUAGAUACAAAAAGAGGAAUAAAGAAGAAAAGUAG